AUGCGGCCUCUCCUGAGUCUUGGUUUUCUACUCUUGCCAAGAGACCCGGUACUGCCAGGUACUGACUGUAGCCAAGGGUUUCUGGUCCCUCUGCCGCCUACAGCUGUGGGCGCAAUCCGGGGCUGUCGCGGGCCGCCCGGACCCGAGACGCUGCUGCACUGGGGUGUCCCCUACCUAGUGCUGGUGGACAGGGCACAGAGGGAGGCCGGGGCCAAUGGGACUUCGGUUCAGAAAAAGUGCUACAGCUGUCCGGUGUGCGUUAGGGUCUUCCAGUACAUGUCUUACCUUCAGGGACACAGCAUCACCUGCUCCGAGGUGACGCCCUUCAAAUGCGACACCUGCGGGAAGGCAUUCAAGCGGGCCAGUCACCUUGAGCGGCACCACACCACUCAUAGGGGGUGCCCUCCCCGCUUCCGGGAUGAGGGUGAGUUGGCCCGGCACAUCUGUGGACGCCCAUUCCAGUGCCUGCAUUGCCCGUGCUGCUUUACCGAGCAGAACACACCACAGAAGUACACUCGGUGGAAGGAAGCAUCCAUGAACUGUUCCUGGGGACCCCAGGGAUCCUGGGUCUCCUGAAUCAGACACUGGCCU
Molecule: messenger RNA, 591 nt
Organism: Peromyscus maniculatus bairdii (prairie deer mouse)
Lineage: Eukaryota; Metazoa; Chordata; Mammalia; Rodentia; Cricetidae
Source: RefSeq, a predicted model, not a curated record